UGACCGACAGUCGCUGCUGAGCUGCGCGUAACUGCAGAUGUUUGUUUUGGUCUCCGCGCACAAGGACGAUGGAUAAUGUUUACAAGUACCCGAUUUUCUUCGAGUGUCCAAGUCCUCUAAAAGGACAGAGGAAGAAGGUAGAAACAUACUUUGGGCUCCGUCGGAGAUCAGGCGGAGGAGACUGCGGGACACUGACAACUGUGUCUGAGAGCCUUUACACUAUUAAAUUCAGACAUGAAAAAGAUCAGCAGGAAGUCAUCAAGCGAUCCCAGCACGUCAUCGAGCUUACAGGUGUUCGUCUGGUCUUCACUGUCCGAGACAGACUGGAACCUCCCGCCUCACCUCACAACACCACCUUUACAGCUCCAUUACAGGUGAUUCCUGAUGCAACUCCUCCUCCUAGUGUUGAAGAACAUGAACUGCACCAUGAUGAUGAUGCGUCUUCUUACUCCACGGAAGGUCCCAGUGCUGUGGAAGACCUGAAGGAAGGUCUCUCCUCUGUGUCCUGCUCUGCUCAGCUCUCCUCAGAGGAAGAGUUGUUAGAUGAACCAUCUGUUGUAGAUGAAGUUACCGCCUAUAGAGAUGAGUGGAACAGAGAUGUUGAUGAGGAAAUGUACUACAGUGAAGAACAUAAAGUUAAAACAUACGAGACCAGAGAUGAGGUCGGGAAGUACAGUGCAGUCGGGGAAUAUUCCCAGGUGAAUGAGGCAGAGUUUUCCUAUGAUGAAGACAGGACUCAUGUCAGUGAGAAUUUGACAUCUUUGAACUUUAAUGUAGUAGCCAGCUACAGCCUCUGCAACAAGGUCCUUGUGCUGGUGUGUCAGGGUGACAUCACCUUGGUGGAUGCUGACGCUCUGGUCAAUGCUGCCAAUGAGGAUUUAGACCACUGUGGUGGUGUUGCUGCUGCUCUGAGUCAAGCAGGCGGCCCUGAAAUACAAUGGGAGAGUGCAGUCUUAGUAAAGCAGAAUGGAAAAAUCCCCACAGGUGAUGUGGUGGUGACCACAGGGGGCAACUUGAACUGCAAGAAACUGCUGCAUGCUGUCGGACCUGUUGGUGGACAGGCAGGAGGCAGAGAAGGAGUCUUAUUGGAGAAAACCAUCAAGAAAGCACUGAAUUUAGUAGAAAUGAUGGAGUUCACAUCCAUCGCCAUGCCGUGUGUCAGCUCCGGGGUGUUUGGUGUUCCAGUUGCGGUCUGCUCCGAGGCCAUUGUUUCUGCUGUCAAGGAGUUUGGUAGCAGGGAUGGGCCAAGUCUGAGCAGAAUCAUUCUGAUAGACAACAGAGGAGAGGUGGUGAGGGCCAUGCAGGAGGCAUGUGACAGGCUCCUCCUGGGGAUAGGUACCAGAAGCGGCACAUCCAUGGAUGCUGCUGGAGGUGGUGUCCAGGUUGAGAUUGUUCAGGGGACCAUCGAGACGCAGCAGGCAGAUGUCCUGGUAUGUCCAAUGGUCGGACACGACCCUCUCUCUACCCGUGUCGGAAACAUUCUUCGUCAAGCGGCAGGCCAUCAGCUGACCGCAGGGUUUACGGAGGAAGAAGGAGAAGAAGCGAUCCCCGGAGACUCUGUACUGGUGGAAGGGUUACCUGGACUGCCGACUCAUGCUGUGUUCUUCCUCAGCCUUACGCCCUGGGACGAUGAUGAAAGUGGAACGGCAGUGCAGGUUCUCAGACUGGGCAUUAACAACAUCCUGACAUCGUGUGAGAAAAGAGGCUUUGCAUCUGUGGCUCUGCCUGUACUUGGGGCCGGUAUCGCCCUGCGUUUUCCUCACAGUGUGGUGGCCAGGGUCUUAAUGGAGGAAAUCCGUGCAUUUGAAGAGACUCGAACCAGCAGCACAAGCCUUCUGGUCCGCAUCGUCACACACCCCAGUGAUAGAGAAGCCUAUGAGGCCUUCAUGUCUGUCCAGGAAGCAGUGACACACAAAGGAAUCACUGAAAAUGACUACAAAGAUGAUCAAGACUCAACGACAAAGAGGAUCGUUUUUUUGGGCAAAACAGGCUCUGGGAAAAGCCACUUGGCCAACACCAUAUUUGGGGAGGAGCUUUUCACCGCAAACCAUACUCCCAACUCUGGAACGAGCCAAUGCCAAGCUGAGACCAAGAGCAACAGUGAAAGCAGCAUCAUGCUGGUCGACACGCCGGGUUUCUUCGACACAGGAAGGCCCGAGGAGGAGAUGAAGCGUGAGAUCAUGAGCUGCAUGACGACGUGCUCUCCUGGGCCUCACGUUUUCCUCAUUGUGCUCAAAGUGGAAAAAUUCACAAGUCAUGAGCAGGAGCUCGUCGGUAAAAUAUGCCAGUAUUUCUCAGAAGAGGCUUUAAAAUACGCCGUCGUUGUCUUCACUCACGGUGAUCAGCUCCCGAAAGGGACCACAAUUGAAGAGUUUGUCGGUCAGAAUAAGGGUCUGAGGGAUUUGGUGGCGAAGUGUGGCGGCCGCUGCCACGUCUUUGACAAUAAAUACUGGAAAAAUAAAGAUCAGAAUAAUUACAGGAGCAACCAGCUCCAGUUGGAGGCCUUACUUCAGACAAUAGACAAGAUGGUGACAGAAAAAAACGGCACGUACUACACCAACAAAGUUUUGCAGAAUGUGGAGGAAGAAAUCCGGAAACAGGAAUGGCAGAUUAGAGCGUCAUCGGGACACUUAGCCCCACAGGAGAUUAGAAAACUGGCACAAGCAAAUGUGUCCAAUCAAUAUUUGAUCCAACUGGCAGGGACUGCAACAGGAGCUCUGUUAGGGGCUUUUUUUGGUGUGGAAGCCAUCAAAUGUGUAUUCGAGGUUCUAAAGAGCCAAACAAAGAUAAUGAACCUUGCAAAAGGAUUAGUGACGCCUGCAGUAUUCACUGCUGGAGAGGUAACACUUGCCACUGGACUGAUGGCCGGUGUGGCUACAGGAACUGCAGCCGUGGGUGGAGGAAUACUGGGAGGUAAGGCUGGACACGAUGCAGCUGUGGGGGCAAAAACACCAAUGGAGGCUGCAGAAAGGGCAUAUAAGGCUGUAGCUGACCAGAGACAUGCUGCGUUACAGAAGCUGGAGAGGAAUUAGAGGCAGAAGAACGAGGGUUUUUACGAUUGCAUAUCAGUCUGCACAUUUCUCUCUUACGUGUGGAAAACCUGAGCACAAAUAGUCCCAAUAGUGAUGCUGCCAACACAAUGCAACGUGCAUUUGAAAUCUGGCGUUUUUGUGCACCCUGCAAACUUGCAGAGACGAUGAUCUCAUUAAGCAAGCUCAGAAUCUUGUUUUUAAAGCUUAUCGAAAGAAAAAUGAAGGGACUGCAUAAAAUGCUGCUGCUGCUGAUUCUGUUCUGCUCCUGAGCUACACUUGCAAGCUUUUAUCAGCAGGGGGAUUCCUACAGCAGCUGAAGGCUUCGCUGCAGUCAGAAAGCGCAAUAAUAUCAUUUGUAAUCCUGAAAACUCAGAAGGACAUCAUAUUUAUCACAAUUCUUUUUGAUAUUUCUCUGAGUCUAGAGCACUUUGAUUAUACUUGUACUUUAUAUUUUAAAUUUUGAUGCCUUUUAAAAGGAUCACACUAAGAAGCUCUUUGCCUGGGAGAAUUAUCAGGAUUUCAUUGAAAUGUUAAUAUUUCAUUUGUUUAGCCUCAUAAAGCAUUUAUCAUUCUCCUUGAUUACUUUAUAUUAUACAUGUGGUAAUGUAAUUUAUUCUUUGAGAUGUUUACUAGAAGACACAACACUAUUACUGGGACAUUGGGCUGCCCCAUAUCUAACUGACCUUGUUUUUUUGGUGAUAGGUAAUUGCAUAUCAGUGAAACAAGAUCUAAAGCGUGUACAGAUUGUAUCAGUUGAUUUUUAUCGGUGAAAUAGCAAAUAAAAACAUUUAAAAAUG
This is a messenger RNA of Cololabis saira (Pacific saury), 3829 nucleotides long. RefSeq lists its product as uncharacterized. The coding region runs from base 69 to 3032 and encodes 987 amino acids. The record is from RefSeq and is a predicted model, not a curated record. The transcript is spliced from 7 exons. Gene Ontology annotation, molecular function: GTP binding. Lineage: Eukaryota; Metazoa; Chordata; Actinopteri; Beloniformes; Belonidae.